Molecule: messenger RNA, 3309 nt
Organism: Ceutorhynchus assimilis (cabbage seed weevil)
Lineage: Eukaryota; Metazoa; Arthropoda; Insecta; Coleoptera; Curculionidae
Source: the annotation of a GenBank genome assembly
CGGUGAGUGGCAAAAGUGCAAAUAUUUUCAUUAUUUCUUUUGCCAAUGCCAACAAAAAUACAAUUAAUUAUUAUUGGUGCUGUGAUAUGAACCUUUUAACAACCUUCAUAUACCUAUUAUAGUUAAUUAUAAAUUAAGUGACCGGCCUGGAAUGUGAAAGGACGAAAAAUGGCUUUAAAGAAAGUUAAAGGCAACUUCGAACGCAUGUUUGAUAAAAAUCUAACAGAUUUAGUCCGAGGAAUCAGGAACAAUAAAGAAAAUGAGGCGAAAUACAUUUCACAAUGCAUGGAAGACAUCAAACAAGAGCUAAGGCAAGACAACCUAUCUGUAAAAAGCAAUGCUAUUGCGAAACUCACUUAUCUCCAAAUGCUUGGCUAUGACAUCUCAUGGGCUGGCUUCAACAUAAUAGAGGUCAUGAGCUCUAAUAAGUUUACUCUAAAAAGAAUAGGCUAUUUAGCGGCCAGUCAAUCAUUUCAUUGUGAUUCUGAGCUACUUAUGCUUACUACAAAUAUGAUAAGAAAAGAAUUAAACUCACAAAACCAAUAUGAAGCCGGCCUUGCUUUGACAUCUCUUAGCUGUUACAUUAGCACUGAUUUAGCUAGGGAUUUGUCAAAUGAUAUUCUUACUUUGUUAAGUUCUACAAAGCCUUACAUAAGAAAAAAAGCAGUCCUUAUGAUGUAUAAAGUAUUUUUGAAAUAUCCUGAAGCCCUCAGGCCUGCUUUUCCUAGGCUCAAGGAAAAAUUAGAAGAUCCAGAUCCAGGCGUUCAGUCGGCUGCAGUGAAUGUUGUUUGUGAAUUGGCGAGGAAAAAUCCAAAAAAUUAUUUAAGUCUAGCACCUGUAUUUUUCAAACUUAUGACUACCAGCACUAAUAACUGGAUGUUGAUCAAGAUUAUUAAACUUUUUGGUGCUCUUACUCCUCUAGAACCUAGGCUAGGUAAAAAGUUGAUAGAACCCCUAACAAAUUUGAUUCACAGCACUUCUGCAAUGAGUUUACUUUACGAAUGCAUUAAUACUGUAAUUGCGGUGCUCAUAAGUAUAUCCUCUGGAAUGCCAAAUCAUGCUGCAAGUAUACAACUUUGUGUGCAAAAAUUAAGAAUACUUAUUGAAGAUUCCGAUCAAAAUUUAAAAUAUUUGGGGCUAUUAGCAAUGUCAAAAAUCUUGAAAACCCAUCCAAAAAGUGUACAAGCUCACAAAGAUUUAAUUUUACAAUGUUUAGAGGACAAAGACGAAUCUAUAAGACUUAGAGCCCUAGAUUUACUUUACGGAAUGGUAUCCAAAAAAAACCUAAUGGAAAUCGUCAAAAAACUCAUGGUCCACAUGGACAAAGCUGAAGGCACUGUGUAUAGGGACGAAUUACUUAGUAAAAUUAUUUUAAUUUGUUCCCAAAACAAUUAUCAAUUUAUCACAAAUUUUGAGUGGUACAUUACGGUUCUAGUGGAGUUGGCUCAAAUGGAAUUUGGAUCUAAGCAAGGUCACGUUAUUGGGGCUCAAUUAAUGGAUGUUUGUAUACGAGUUCAAGCUAUACGAGCUUUUGCUGUAACUGAAAUGGCCCAGUUGCUUGAUAUUUAUACUUCCACUAAUCAAUUUACAAUUAUGCAGGAAGUUUUAUAUGCUGCUGCUUGGUUAACUGGAGAAUUUGCUACUGAACUAGAACAACCAGAACAAACCCUCCGUUGCAUGCUAAAAUACAAAUGUUUACCUCAGCAUAUCGAAUCUGUCUUUAUUCACAAUAUAAUUAAACUUUUUGCUCAUGUUAUGGAAAAAUAUGAGUUGGCUGGAAGGUUUGAUGACAUUUUGGAGCUUUGCGAUGCUAUUUUAGCAAAAAUGGAUGAUAGUAUCAAGUCUGCUGAGUUGGAAGUACAGGAGAGGGCUAGUACGGCUCUGAUUAUUAUUAAUAUUGUCAAAGAGGAAAUUUUAGCUAAAAAAAAUUCUAAAUUGAUGGAUACAGGAGAAGACCCACAGCCAGAUGAGUUAGUUGCAAGUGAAAUUUUGAGUUUGUUCAGUGGAGAAUUGAAUCCGGUAGCUCCUAAAGCCCAGAAAAAGGUGCCAGUGCCUGAAGGAUUGGAUUUGGAUGCCUGGAUAAACGAGCCAAUAGAAACAACUUCAGAUUCGGACAGUGAGCCUGAAAACACAGAAAAUUUGUUUGUCAAAUCUGACAAAUACGACUAUGGAAGCAAAUCUGAAAAGUAUCAACAUGAGCCAACAGAAGAUGAGAUCAAAAAGAAUCGUGAAGCUCGUAAAUUUGAACAACAAAACAAUCCUCAUUACCUCAAAGGCAGUUUGUCAUCUGAGCUUAACAGCAGCAAUGGCAACGAAAAUAUCGAAAACAUUCCAGUAGCUGAAUUGAAUCUCAACAUACCGCCUCUGAAAAUUUUAGGUCAGAAACGAUCAGAUAAAUAUUUGAAAUUGCAGCAAAAGGAAAAGAAACCGAAAAAGAAAAGCAAGAAGAAGAAGAAACAUCACAAAUCAGAGAGUUCAUCAGAUGAUGAUAAUGCUGACACAGUUCCUGCAGUAGAAGUAAAACAACACAUGGAGCUUCCAGAAGGUGCCACUUUGUCGGAUUCCGAAAGCGAGCAGCAUAAAUUGGAUGAUCCGCACAGGGCUUUGGAUAUUGAUCUUGAUUUGCCUUCUAUUGGUGAUAUGUUAGCAAGGAAAGAUGGUGAUGAAUUCGAGACAGAUAAGAAAGAGAAGAAGAAAUUGAAGAAAAAGGAUGAGAACGUUAAGGAUAAAAAAUCUGAUAAACACAAAUCAGAAAGACGAAAAAAAGGAAAAGUUGAGAAUUUAUUGAAACUAGAUUUGAUCAAUGAUGAUGAGGAAGUUAAAAUCGAACAAAAGACUAAGAAAGUGAAGAAAGAUAAGAAGAAAUCCAAGGAUAAGGAUAAAGAAGGUAAAACAAAAACAAAAAAGUCAUCUUCAGGCUAUGAGGAAGCUUUAGGAAUAUCGACGCCAACUAAAGAAAAUUACCCAAGCUAAACUGAAAGAUUUACAAGCAUUGAUUUUAAGCCAAACAAAAAAAAACAUUGAAUAAGUUUGAAAGUGUAUUUAAACAUAUUUUUGAAAAAUCUACCCUAUACUUAUUCAGCGUUUUAUGUUCUUCCUUUUGCUUUCAUGUGUUUUUUUUUAUCAUAUCAUAUUUCUUGACGCUUUUAAUCGGUGCAUAAUCAUUUUUUGUUCUGUAAGAGUGUACCCGUAAUGAUUGGAAGCUCUAAAUGCCUAUUAUCGUUAUCUGUUAUUACAAAAAAAAUAUAUCGUCGAAUAAUCUUACUUUUAAAAUAUAAAUAAUAAAUUAUGUACAAAAACUGUUUUUAA